CCGGGUGGUAUAAAAGGACGAGGAGAGGAUGGCACACACAUAACUGAGAUAAACAAGGUCAAUUAAGCCGCUAUUCAUAUUGCGGCCAUGAAGACCCUACUUUUGGCUAUUGCCUUCGUGGCAAGUGCAGUUGCAGUUCCCUUGGAUUUUACCAGUGGACAAUGUGCUAGGCACUGUACGGAGAGCAGCAAGUUCAAGUAUGACCUAGGCAAAAUUUACACCUACGACUACGAAGCCCUCACGGUAACGACUUUACAAGGAACGUUUAGCGAAGACUCCCAACUGUAUAUUAAGGCCCAGGUUGAGAUCGAAGCUUUAACCAAGUGUGACCUAUCCCUUCAACUCCGACGGGUUAGCUUGGAACAGACCGAUCCCAAAAAUCCAGCAUACCGCCGAGUCGCACCUGAAACUGCCAAGUUCAGAAGAGAUCUAGAACAAAAUACUCUGCGUUUUUCAUUCCAAGAUGGCCGCAUAGAUACCCUCUGCCCAACUGAGAAUGAGCCUGCGUGGGUGCUUAACAUCAAGAGAGGGGUGCUCUCUAUGAUCCAGAAUUCUAUGAAUGAUCUCUACACCAAUGAGAACACCACAGAGACCGAUGUGGCAGGAAAGUGCAGUGUGGAAUAUAUGUUUACCGGCCGUGGAUGGUCGACAGUCAACGUAAAGAAAUACAAGAACUUGGCUACUUGUAGUAGCCGUGGAAACAGUGAGAGCACGGUGCAGACCACUCCUUUCAGUGCAGAUAUGCCAGGAAAAUCGCUUCCUUUACUGAGAGGUACUCAGGAAUGUGAACAAUCCUUCCGUAACAAUAGAGUGGACUCUGUGAAAUGCACAGAGGCACACGUCUUCAAGCCUUUCUCCCGCCAUGAAAAAGAUGCUGUUACAAAAUCCGUCCAGAAACUUACCUUCAACACAGAACGCCAGGGGUCCUUCACUGGCAAUGACUACCGACCUACCCGUCAUGACCUGUUAUUCGACCACAGCUACACUGAGCCAACAAAUCAGUUGAAAGAACGAGAAGCAGAACAAGUAAUGGUAGAACUCUGUGAGGCAGCUACCAACGACAUUCGUCCAUCUGUUCCCGCCAAAUUCUCUCGCUUGGUGUACAAACUCCGAGAACUUGAUUACCAAACUCUUUAUUCCAUCUAUAAGCGUGCUGACAGUAUUUGUCGUGGGAACAAGAAUGCAAGGCAGUUCGUUGUUGACGCUAUCCCCGCGGUCGGUUCCACAGCAUCAAUUCGUUUGAUCAAAGAACUCGUCACUAAGAAGGAGAUUUCCGACUCCGAAGCUAAUAUGUGGCUAUCUUCACUGACAUUUGUACCAAAACCAACAGCAGAAAUGAUUGGAGAGCUCGUUCAUAUAAUGGAUGGAAGUUAUGGCCAAGCCAUCCUGGGUGUUUCUUCUCUCGCUCACACUUUCUGUCGAUCUCAUGAAGACUGUGGCAGUGUGCCAGAAAUGAAGCGCUUGGUGCGACGUCUAGUUGCCAAUCUUGGAAAUAAAUGCCUUGCUCAAGAUUCCAAAACGGUCCUGCUGUCCCUGAAAGCUAUCGGAAAUAUUGGAGUGGAUGAAGAUGUGGUGGAUAUCCUUCAUGACUGCUACUCUAAUCCUCAACUGGACAUUGAAACCAGACUUACUGCCAUCCAGGCUUUCCGCCGUUUCUCGUGUAGCAUCUCGCGAGAAAACCUUCUGAAAGUUUACACCAACUACAAUGAAAAUACUGAGCUUCGUAUCGCUGCUUAUAUGAAUGUCAUGCGCUGUCCCAACUUACACGUCAUCAACAUCAUUAAGGAGACGCUGGAGAAAGAAGUGGUUAACCAAGUCGGUUCUUUCGUUUGGACACAUCUGACCAGCAUUCAAGAAACCUCCAACCCCAUCAAACAGGACAUCAAAGAUAUCCUCUUUAAUGUUUACCUUAUGAACAAAUUCAACACAGAUAUCCGUAAAUUCUCUCGCUACUUCGAGGGCUCUUUCUUCAUGGAUUCUAUUAACAGUGGGGUUCACGUAGAUGGUGACGUCAUCUUCACCCCAGAGUCAUACCUCCCCCGUUCAGGAAUGUUGAACUUGACUGUUGACUUGUUUGGAAACAGCUUGAAUCUCUUUGAGAUUGGUGGCCGCAUGCAAGGUAUGGAAGAAUUGGUUGAACGAUUCUUUGGCCCUGAGGGUUACUUCCCCCAGAAAACUGUGGACAAGAUGCUGAAGAAAAUCCGAGAAAAGAGGUCCAUCAAAGACAACAAGAUCGAUGAACUGGAAGCUGUGUACAAUGCCAAUUCACAAUUUCCCAAAGACGUUUCUGGCUCUAUCUACAUGAAAAUGUUUGGAAACGAGCUGUUUUAUUCUCGUUUGGAAGAACUAGGAACUGCAUCCCAAACAGAGAGUCUACUGGACAUGGUUAUGAAGCUUGCCAAAGAGCAAGACGUCGAGUUUACCAAGAGCUUCAUGUUCUUAGACACAACUUACACCAUCCCAACCAGCAGUGGUCUACCUCUUCGGUUGGCUGUCAACGGAACUGCCACAGUUGGACUCAAAAUGGGUGGCAGGUUUGAUGUCCGUUCGUUUAGGCUUGUGGACGUACGCGGUCAUCUUCAGCCAAGUGGUGCUGUCGAACUCUCCACUUUGAUGACAGUCGAUGCUAAUGUAGCUCAGUCGGGUCUUAAGGUGGCCGCUGUACUUCAUUCUUCCACAGUUAUGGAUGGUUUGGUAGAGGUCAAAGAUGGCAAGGUACUCCGCGUACAGGUGAACGUGCCUCGUGACAACAUCGAGAUUGUAGAUAUCCAGAGCAAGAUUUACUUGGUCCAUGGCGAUGAAGAACAAGAAGCAAGAGGGAAGCAAGAAAAUCGAGUCGAAGUCAGCAAGUGUACCAGUAAAUAUCUUGGCCGAAUGCUUGGAAUGGAAUUGUGUGGGGAGAUGAGUUUUCCUGUUCCACGUGGGAGAAGGAAUGACGCUCCACUGUUUCCUUUCAGCGGACCAGCCUCCAUUAAACUGUCUCUUCGCAAGGCUGACCCUACUCUAACAAGCUACAACUUCGAAGCAAGUCUAAGAAACGAUCAGGUGGGCAGGGAUGAAUACAUUCGCCGAGCCGUUAUGUCUUUCAACACACCUCAGUCUUCUAUUGAUCGCGAAAUGACCAUUGACGUACAACUCAAUCAACAAGAAAAGUCUUUUGACUUUAAACUAAGAAGUCCCUUCAAAAAAUUUGGAGUAAAUGCUAAAUACAACAUUGAUAAAACCGAAAAGAAAAUUGACAUCCGGCUCACCAUGGAUGACAAAGAACAACUUACGGUUGUAACCAGUAUAAGCGCUGACAGAAGUAGCACAUCCUUACGGCUUACACCCUAUCUUGAGGUUAGAAUUCCUAGCCGACGACUUGUGUACACCAAGGGUUAUGUUGCUAUGGUUUACGGUAAAAAAUACAGUGGACAACUUACCAUCCAAGAUCUUACCGAAAAACCGAUUGUAAUGAAAGGAGAUUUAGACAUCAAGGACCGUGAUAGCUACGAAGGAGAAAUUGGUAUCAGUUCCUACUUUCUAGAUACAACUGUUAAAGGAAAUAUGAACAUCGGAUCAUCAGUAUUCACCAAAUUGGCCGUAGAAUACCAAAUUUUGGAUGGACAGCGUGAGAACUUUGAUAUCACAGGCAAGUUCCGUGACUUUUCAGCAAACUCUCUCACUAAAUACACUGGUGCUAUCACGUUGCAAAGUACUGCCAGGCCAGAAUACGCCACUGCGGUAAACUGGGAAAUGCAAAGUACUGACGGUCACCUGGAAAAUCUCUUCGAUGUAUCCUUUGGUGAUGGACGCCGAAUAGAAGUUCACAAAAUAAAAAUCCAGGAAAUUCUGCGCUACGAAGGGUCAUUGGCCGAUAACAGAAUUGCAGCUACUUUGAAAUUCCAGUAUCCUCAACGUGAUAUCGAUUAUGUUCUACGCUUAAAGCACAGAAAUGAUGCCAAUUCCCUGUCCAAUACCCUUAAUAUCAAAUACAGUGGAAGGAGAGAAAUUACGUCUGCUAUAGAACUGAGCAAAGAUAACACCCGUUUCCUUCAACUAAAAGCGGAUGCCCAACUUCAGUAUCCCGGUAGAGAGAUGAGGUUAACUGGAGAAGUUUCCGAAAACAACCGUAAUGAUUACCACGUCUCCAUCAAUGGACAGUGGCAAAAGGCACAGGUGAAAAUGACGGCCAGUUACAAGAACAAAAGUGACCGAUACCAGCUAAGGCAUGAAGGUGAUGUUGAAAUUAUACUUCCACGCACAAGUCCCAUCAAUAUUGCUGGUUACCUUCGUGCUGGACCAGGACAAUAUGCAGUUACAACUAAUAUGGAAGUAGCUAGAAAAAAAUUUAGUCUACAAGGUGAUUAUUCAACAACUUCUGUUUGGAACCAUAGGAUUUCUGGUAUGUUAAUUUUCCCUGGUAAUUCUUAUUCUACUGUUGCUGCUCUUGAAGGUAGCCGCAAUGGUAUGAAAGCCAGUUUUGACACCAACCUUGAAGGUAUCCGCCAUAUCACUGGGACUGUAGACCUUACAAGCACCAAGGUCAUGAAAACUGGUUCUCUGGACUUGAAAUGGGAUGCUGACCGUAACCAGGACAAACGAAUAACCGUUGACACUGAAUAUCAAAAUAUGGCUACUGGACAAACAGGCACUAUCACUGUUAAAGUUUUCAAACGUACAGUGAAGGCUUCUUUUAACAAUGAGAUUGAUAACCGCUUCACAAAGGGAAUCUUCAAACUAAACACCCGUGGUGAAUUGGAGUGGGAGCCCUAUAAAAAGGUCACCAUGGAGGUUAAAUCUGACAAUUACAUCUCAUCAAAUAAACGCAAAAUUCGAACUGAUAUCACUGUUACAACUCCUUUUGAUGGAUUUCAAAGCAAUAUUGUUCAUCUAAGCCAUAGUGAUGAUAGCCAAGAAUGGAAAAAUGCUUUUGCUGUAGAACAAAAUUCUAGAAAAACCACACUAACGUCUGAAGGACGAUAUUACAACAAUCGAGCUAGUUGUUUCUUACAAAGUACUGUCAAAUUUUACAAUCCAAACCAGGAACGAAUACAAAUGGACAUCUAUCAUGAGAUGAGCACUUCUGAUAUGUCUAAUAAGUUGGAAUUCCAAUGGGGAUAUGCUAGAAAAAUCAGUGCUGGAAUGCAUGGGUCUCUUAUUGGUUCAGGUAUUCGUGGAGGGGUCAACUUUACCAGCCCAUUUGAAACAUUCAGAGACCUUUCUGCUUCUAUUUUACAUACUCAAGAUCAGCAUCAUGUGAAGUCACAGGUAGAGAUACAGUGGGAUGUGCAAAAGAAAAUAUCAAUUGAUUUUGAUGGGAAACAUUCUCUUACAAACAAUAAACGUACCUGCUCAAUCAAAACUGAAGCAAAAACACCAUUUACUGGUUUUGAAUCUGCUUUGACCAACAUUGUCUACACCAAUGAUGGUAGGAAUGUUAAUGUAGAUACGGAAAUGAACUGGAAUUAUAAGCGAGUAUUGUUUGGUAUACAGGGAUCCAAUAAAAACACUUAUUAUAAUACAAAUGUCAAUGGAAAAGUUUACUUUACAAGUCCUUUCCGUGGGUAUGAAAACAUUGAGUGCAGUGGUUUGUAUGAAACUUACAGAAAUGCAUUUAAAACAAACAUUGAAGCAAUUCUUCCAGGUAGACAAAAAGUGUCUGUUGCCAGUGAAGGGACAUUUAGAUCAAUAUCUGAUGCAACCAUCAAGCUUCUUGCCACUACACCCAUUCAUAACUUGGAGCGUAUUUCUUUUGACUUUUCCCACAGGUUUAGUGACAACUUGAAAACUGUUGGAGAAUUAACUUAUGGAACCCGCAAGAUAACAAUGGACCUUAGUGGAACUCAUUCAAUCAGUUAUGGUGAACAACGUUUGAAUGGUGCCCUUGUAUUCACCACUCCAUUUGUUGGACUUGAAGAAGCAAAAAUAACUAUUGCCCAUGAUAACAAUCAACAGGAUAGAUUUAACAGUCGUCUGGAGGCUUCUUAUAAUAGAAACUCUUUUCAAGUUGUGCAUAAAUUUACUCUUCAGGACUUUUUAAACUUCCAAUCUGAAAUGGAAAUCUUUACUCCAUUUGAGAAUUUCAGAUCUGCUAAAACAUUGACCAAACAAUCUUUUAAUUCCAAUGCAUUUAAACAUAACUCAAACUUUAUUCUCAAUAGACAAGCUCCAGUUGACAUCUUGGUGGAAUUUCUAAAUGACCACGAGAGGAAAGGGCAGAAUAUUGAAGCUCGUUUGAAACUUUUAACUCCAUCAGAUACAUUCAAAUCUCUGCUAAUCGAAGCUACCUAUGAAGACAAUAGCCGUGAAUACAAGCCAAGGCUUGAAAUCCAGUGGAAUGACUCUAAGAAAAUUACUCUGGAUGGACAUCUGACAAAUGAUAGAAUGCAGAAAGUUGAAGGAAGUAUUAUCUACACUAGUCCUUUUUAUGGAUAUGAGGAGAUUACUCUUUCAGGAAUGUAUGACCUUACAAGCAGAAAGAAGACUGGUGAGCUCUCUCUUGAUUAUGCCCCCCAAAAAAAUGGUAAGCUGUUACUUAGUGGAUUUUUAUUUGCAGACAGAGGAAGAGGAGAAGCUGAGCUGAUUUUCAGAAGUCCAAUUCGUAACUAUGAAGAACUAAUUGCUUAUGGAAAGUAUACUUCUGGCCGCAAUGAGAAAAGUGGAGAAAUUUCCUUCCAGUGGCCUAAAGAUCUAAAAACGAGAGUUUAUGCAGAAUAUAGUCAUGAAAGAAAUGGCAUUGAGUCUUCCGUUUCUUUUAAUAGUCCAUUUCAAGGGUAUGAGACAUUCCAAGCUGAAGCUAAAGCUAAUAUAGACCAAAAUAAGAAAAUGUUUCAGAGCACGCUGACAUGGGGAGCUGGAAAGAAAAUUGACUUUUCUUCUGAAUAUGAAAUCACGGGUAAUCUGUUUACCACUGCUUUGAUACUUCGUACCCCAUUCCAAGGGUAUGAGGACAUGGCUGUGAAUGGACGCAUCCAGGAAAAUUAUUAUGGAUAUGAAGGACUUCUUACUACAACCUGGGCACCUACAAAACAAAUAAGCAUCAUAGGCAAGGUUAAACAUAAUGGUUUCAUUCCUAAUGAAAUCAUUGUUAACAUCAAAACCCCAUUCUCCUCUUACAAUAACAUAAAAUUUUCAUCCACUAUGAAGAAUUUGGGCAGGAGUCUUUCAUUGAAUUCUAAUUUUAACUGGAAUAGUGAAAAAUAUGACAUGAAUAUUCUUUUUGAUAGAAUUGGAAGACAGGCUCUGGAAGUGAAGUUUAAUUUAAAUACUCCAAAUCCUGACCAUAAAAUAAGUAUUGAAGGACGUUUUAAUGGAAAUAAUGCUCAGAAAAUAGAAGGCAGCAUCAAAUUUACAACUCCCUUUGAGACAAUUAGCCCAGUAGAUAUAAGUGGAAGCCUGUAUGAUUCUGGAGAAGGAAAAAAAUUGUCUGUUAAUGGAAACAGUAAGAACAAUCGAUUUUCCAUCACUGGAGAACUAAAUAAUAACAGAAACCGUCGCAUUACAGGUAAAUUGACACUAGACUUACCAUUUUUAUAUUCUUCAAACAUUGAUAUGGGUUUUGAUAUCAAGAGCGACUGGAAUAGCCAAUUUGAAGCCUCAGCCAAGAUAACAGCAGGAUCAUCAGUGCAUGGAAUAAGAGUAUUAUUAAAGAAUUCCAACGUUAUUAGGGAGUUGGUAUUUGAAAUUGAAUCUUCUCUGCUGUUUGCCAAUAAAGUAACACUGGAAUUAGAGCUUACAUCUAACCCUAAUGCCUACAACACAGCUUUAAAAUUGUAUACACCUUACGUUAGUCACCGUUUUACUGGAAGCUUGCAAAAGAUUCAACAGAGUUACAGUGUUGAGGGACAUUUUGAAAGUCCAAUUGUUAAAAAUGGACCUUUCAGCUUUGAUGCUACCUAUUCAAGUGAAGGAUAUGAAGAGAUAAAACUAGAUAUCAACUUGGGUACCAAAUUUGAUAAGCAUAGUUUGAAGGUGGUGUAUGGUUAUGGCAGAGAUAUAGUUGUGCUUUCUGGAAAAGUCGAGAGCAGCCUAUUGGUAGGACGUUCAGCUGAAUUUGAAGGAAAGUACAUUAACAGUAAUGAUCGUGAGUUAGAAACCUUGCUGAAAUUGACUACUUCUUAUUCUUCUCACACUGCUUCAGGAACCCUAAAGCUGUAUGAUACAGAAAUUGAGAGCAUAGUAAGAAUAGAAACACCAUUUUUCAAUCCCAAGUCUCUAACAAUCACCAGCAAGUUUCUAAAUAAAAACUAUGAAGUUAUGGAAGGCAAUUUUCUGAUUAAGACUCCUGCAAGUGAAAUGCGUGUGGCUGGAAACAUACGUAACAGUGGCUGGAAGGGAAUUGAGGCUUUUUUCACAAUCAACACUCCAUUUGAGAUCUUGAAAAUGGCAAGAGCUGAUAUAAAAUUUCUUAAUGAAAACUUUAAGAACAUAGAGGGGUCUUUUAUUGCCCAGACUUCCACCUAUACCUUCCCCAAGAUAUCAAUUUCUGGCAAAAUUCGCCAUAACACCGGUAUGUAUGAUGUUUCCAUCAACACCAAGCUUCCUUUCCGAAGAUAUAGCAACAUUAAUCUUUUGGCCACUCUACAUCACAACAAUGACAUGACCUUUGUUAAUCCCAGGGUUACUUUUACUCUUCAACAAAACCAAUAUACAGUCUACUCCAACUAUAGGUAUUUUGGUCAGAACCUAGUAGCAACUGUAGGUUAUGAACUGAAUGAGAAGCCUCAGAUAGAGUUUUCAACCACAGUCAAGUUCACCCCUGAUAGCUGGAAUAGUGAGAUUACCGUUAAGACUCCUUUCCGUGGCUAUGAGAACUACAAUUUGGGCAUAAACUAUGCAAUUGAACAAGAACUCUAUAAUAUUCGUGUUAUUUUUAAGGACUCUGUGUACAGGACAUCAGUUGCCAACAUGUCUUUCCGUUACAGUGAUUCUACCAAUAUGGUAGGAGAUAUUACCAUUACUACACCAUUCCGUGGAUGGGAGAACAUUGCAACAAACUUUAUUCUGCAAGGCACUUCUAAAAGGUUUCUCAGCAAUUUCCAGCACAGUUGGGGAAACAACCAGAAAAUUGUUUUUAACUUUGAGAACAAAAUUAACAAUAAAGGGUACUCAGGAGAGCUUAAGAUCAUUUCUCCUUUACAAAUACUCAAAAACACCAACGUUGAAUACAAAGUUCUUAACAACGAUAACAUGAAGAGUGAGGUAGAAAUUACUUAUAACAGUCGUAAAGUCUUCAAUGUAGAGACAUCAUCUGUGUACGAAUCUCAGGGUUACCACAGAAGUAUGAAUGUACAGCUCCCAUUAGCUGGCGUUGGUUUUGCUUUUGAUGCCAAGUCUCAAGAAGCUGGAAUAGAAAUGAAAGUUGAGACUAACAUCCCGUCUAGAAAAAUGGUUUUUCAUACUAUCUACCAAAGUACCUGGUCGCACUUUAGUCAUGCCACUGAAUUCACUUGGGAUGUAGAAGCUCGUCGCACCAUCUCUUACGAAGCCAGGCUAGUAGAAUCAUCCAAACGAGGUAUAGACAUCUUUGGUAAAUUGAAUCUUCCCAGUCGUACCUUUGAGCUUAAAGGAGAAACUGAACCUCUUCAAAAUGGUAAAAAUAUCAACAUAGAGUUUUCGUGGGAUGCAGCUAGAGACAUAAACAAGCGAUUGGGUCUUGGCUUCGAGUAUGAAGAUAAAAGUGGAAGAACUGUAACAGCCUACAAAGUUCAGAUGACCAUGAAACACCCUCGUCUGUCUAAGGAUCUCGUCGUUCUUGGAGAUAUCUCGGUUUCUUCAUCUGCGUUGUAUGCCAAAGCGGAAGUAGACUACUCUAGAUAUCACCAGAAUAAGAUAGUUGCAGAGGUCAGAGGUAAGAAUAUCCAGAGCUGGGGAGAGUCUAAGUAUACCAUUGAAGCCAAUGCCAGACAUCCAGUCACCAACAUUGACAUCUCAAUAAAUGGUCAGCUCGUAAACAAUAAUGAUGAAUACGUUUUCGACAUGAAGUUUGACUACCUUGAUCGCAACAGAAUGAAACGCGUCCAAGAACUGAAGACAAAAAUAAUGAAGCUGCGCCAGGAAAUCCACUUUGAGAUGAAAGCCGGUGACAAUCGGGUAAAAAUGCUUGGUCGCAUGUUUAACAGAGAUCAUGAGUUCACAGUUGCUUUAGAACAGCAGCUGAAUAGCUACAGCCCUGUUCACUCUCACUUUCGGUUGAGCAAAAGACACAUGAACAUGGAUCUGAACAUCACUACGCCAGAAAACAACGGAAUUCAUAUGAGAGCCGCCCUACCUGAGGAUGCAGCUCAUUUCCAGGUCAACCACAUCAAUCAUGGCAAGUCUGUUUCUGACGUUCUGUUUGACUUUGGUUUAGAAGAGUCUAAGGUGCUUAGAAGCCGUAUCACUUGGAGGCCAGAAAUGAUGGAUGAUGUUAAGGAGGUAGUAUCCACCAAUUACGAACGUUUCAACGAGAUGUAUUCAUCCACCAUGAAAGAUGUCUACGACGAGGUGUCUCAGGAAUUCAACUCCAAAACAUCUUUAGUGAAGAGGUCUGUGGCUCAGGAACUGAAACCUUUCUACAGGGAAAUGCAACAAGAUAUUUCUAACUUACAGAAUGAAAUGAGACUAGUCAGUAAAGAGCUGUAUAAAAUGUACAGAAAGAAUGAAUUCUACAUCAAAGAUAUCAUCGAUGGUAUUGAAAUAGUUACAGAGUCUGUUUGCUCCGUCAUCUCUAAAAGCGGUGAGAUUUUGUACAACGGCAUCGUAACGACUGGGCGUGUCUUCACGGACGUAUUCCGUUACAUUUCCGAAAAAUCCAACUUAAUUUUGGAAACCAUUGUUGACAUUUACGGACGUGCUUUCUACGGGGCAGUUCGUGUUAUCAGGGAUUUCAGCAUUAAUAUCUAUGAAUGGACAAAACCAAUCAUCACCUAUUUCACUGAUUUCAGCCAUCUGAUCGUGCGAAACACUGAAUGGCUCAUCCACCGAUACGCUCCAUUUGUGGAAACAUAUUUUUCAAGACUUGUUACUUCAUAUGUUGAGAUGAUGGAUAUACUGAGAGAUUAUGCUGAUUACCUGGCUGAGGAGGUUUACAGUCACCCUUACUAUAUUGCUCUGAAUAACUACAUCAACAGGGUUAAAGCCACUAUAGUUGCUUUCCGUCGUAGUUACUACUCAAAUAUAUACAAUAACUUAAAACAAGGACUCAGCACGUCUGUAUCGUCUCUCUCAAGUUACUAUACCCACUUUCAUCGUCACCCCCAUGUAGAGUCAAUUAAAGAAUUUUCUAGAAGCACAUACAACAAGGGAAUCGAAGCUGCCAAGUAUUUUGGACUUGACGAUAUGAUCGACACCAUCUACCAUCAGUUGAAAGACAGUGCUUUGGAAUCAGUCAAAGAACUCGUACAGGAUUGGUCCAGUAUGGUUGCAGGUUUCAGCUAUACCUUCAAACCAGAACGAGGUCAAAUGGGAUUCGACAUUAUACUACCAGCCACUCAUAAAAACCUUCGAGACGUACUGGAUAUCACCAGCUACCCCAUCUAUCAGCACCUUCAGGAUCUCAAGUAUAAACUGAUCAGUGGAGAUUUCUAUGUGUGGGAUAGAUAUUACACCAUCAUACGAUUCCUGAACCCCAAGAACUGGAUCCCUCCAUUCACAGCUCACGCCAUGAUUGUUGGAAACGACCACUACAUCACCUUCGACAAGUUCCACUUCGAUUUUGCUGGGGAAUGUAGUUACCUAUUAGCAAGAGAUUUUACUGAUGGAAAUUUCACCGUGGCCAUCACAUACACCCGUGACAACUACAGGGUCGUUAAGAAGUCUCUAACAGUAAUAACAGAUGAUGCUAAGAUUGAGAUCAGCCCAGACUACAAAGUAACUGUAUCUGACACCAAGGUAGAACUACCUGUGGAAAUUGGCGAGAUUGUCGCUAAGAGAGAGGAAAACACCGUGCAUAUCCAUUAUGCUCGUGGCAUCGACGUUCGUUGCAAUUUCAUCCAUGACAUUUGUACUCUUGAGAUGUCAGGUUUCUACUUUGGUAAAACCGCUGGCCUCUUUGGUACCUAUGACAACGAACCUCAACUGGACAUGAUGACUCCUGAAAGAAAACUGGUCGACCAACCUGAAAGGUUUGCAAACAGCUGGCAGAUUGGGUCUGCUGUCUGUCGUCCUGCCUCUCCUAAAAGAGCAAACGUGAUCACUGAAGAAGCUAAAGAAAGGUGCAAUGAGAUCUUCCACGACAGUAGCUCUAACCUCAGACCUUGCUUCCAACAGGUUAAUCCAGAACCAUAUUUUGACAUGUGCGUCAGAGAUCUCUCAGAAGUUGACAUCCAUCGAAAAUCGGACUCCAUUUGUAAAUCUUCUGCAGCUUAUAGGACUCAUUGUAAUUUUGCUGGCGUGAAAGUAAAAAUGCCCAAAUCUUGUGUACGAUGUGAAAGUUAUGAUGGUACCGUCCUACUGGAGGGAGAAACGUCUGUGAUCAAGAAAGUGCCUACCAAAGUAGCAGAUGUUGUGUUCAUCGUAGAGGAGAAAGCAUGCAACAAAGAUGUGAUGCCAAUGCUUGGUAAGAUGGCUCGAGGGGUGGACAGCAGUUACCGACAGAAGGGUUACAGUGACGUACGCUACGCUGUUGUUGGGUUUGGAGGUGACGGAGUUCAUGGUCCCCCCCAUAUCCACACUAGUGAUGGUCAAGUAUUUGCCAGCAUCCGGUCUAUCGACUCAGCACUAAGUAGUCUAACCAUCGGCGACGGCCCAAGUAACAUCUUCCACGCCAUCCGUUUUGCUGCUCGUCUUCCGUUCCAUGCUGGAGUCACCAAGACUUUUGUUCUUGCCAAAUGCACUACUUGUGAAGCUGAAGACAUGAAGGCUGAUUACAGUGAAAUCCUGCAGACUUUAUUGGACAGUGAGAUCACCCUCCACAUACUGAUGGACCAUGAAUUCGAGAUGAAAUCAGCUUCUAAAUCGAAGAAAGCAAAACGGUUGCUAGGGUUGGACAUCAAUUAUGCCUACUCACUAAAAGAUGCCAAAGACAAGAACUUGAAGGGAGAUAAAGCUAUCCGUUCACAAGUGAAGAUUCCCAAAGAUCAUUGCGUUCCGUUAGCUCUGGAAUCAAGGGGGUCAUUCUUCAGCACAGAAAAGCUGACAAACAACGCGAAAAAGGCAAAGAAAUUCAUCGAUGUCAUAACCCGUCGUAUGGCUGUGACUGCAGAACAGUCAGAGUGUCAAACUUGUGGAUGCAUUGCAACUGAAGAUGGUGUAGGCAAGAUGAUGUGCCAAGCUUGUGUCUCCAAUCCUGUAAUAGUGAGGGAUAUUCCCAUCUAUAGUAACACGGAAGUUGGUGAUAGUAGCAGUCAAGAGGUAGAUGAAGACGAUGAUAACCAGAAUGACGAUUUUGAGGACUAUAUGGACCUACCUCUGCAGGUGAAGAAACGCAAGAUGUGGAAGGAGUACUGAGCUUCUGAAGCAUCAGAAAAUCUUAGCUAUUCCUAUAAGUUGUGAUUAUAAUGUCAUUUAAUCUUAUGUUUAGUUCCAAGUAAUGUAAGAAUUUCAUAUGUAACCUACUCAUCGUAGUGCAAUGUUUGUUUCAAUGAUCAUUAUGAUGAAUAAUGUAAAAUCAUAUAUCAUAAACUAAUUCAAUAGCUUCACUAUACUAUGAUGCCCAAACAAUGCAAGUAUCUAUUAUAAUAAUUAUUUUCAACGUAUUGUAUCAAUAUUUUAUGAAAUGUGUUUGUAAAAUUUGAAAAUAUAUUGUGUAACUGGUAUGUAAUAAAUCAUACUCAUUGUCUUUACAGCAUGUAUUUAUAAUCUGACAAGAAAAGCCAAUAAAAUAAUUUACAAAUUUA
This is a messenger RNA of Limulus polyphemus (Atlantic horseshoe crab), 13799 nucleotides long. Its product is annotated as apolipophorins-like. Lineage: Eukaryota; Metazoa; Arthropoda; Merostomata; Xiphosura; Limulidae. Gene Ontology annotation, molecular function: lipid carrier activity. The record is from RefSeq and is a predicted model, not a curated record. Bases 88 to 13410 code for a protein of 4440 amino acids. Gene Ontology annotation, biological process: lipid transport. The transcript is spliced from 32 exons.